CACACGCUGUAGCACUAUACUAGAACUCUCUACUCUAAGGAUUGCACACUAGAAUAGUGUUGCUAAGUCUAGCAACUGUACCGUGUCCGUGCGCGCAAUGCACGCGGUCGCGCAAUGCACGAUAUCCUCAAAAUAGGCUACUUUUUCAACGCGUCACAACACAACAACAUAACUCCAAUUGAAGCUGCGCUUGCGCAUAUAAAUGCACUUGAAUCUGGAGAGAAACUUGUCUAUUAAAAAAUUGCAGAUCAAUACAGUUGCAGUCGGUCAACGUUGUCGCGGAGGCACCGGCAGCAGACAACGUCGCGUGCAGUCAAGGACUCUGAGCAGCACAAACUCAACCCACAACAAGAGGCAGAGCUUGUAAAGUAUAUACAAGAACUCACUACCCGUCGCUUACCACCUACAAGAGAGAUGAUACGAAAUUUCGCCUCUGCUGUAGCGCAGGAGACGCUCUCUGAUAGCUGGGUCACUCGCUUCCUCCACCGUCACAACAACUGCCUCCUGCCACGUUGGGCCACCGCUAUGGACUCCAAUCGCCACUACGCCGAGUCAUAUACCAAGUAUAAACAGUACUUUGAUAUACCCUACUCUAAGAUUGAUGAGUACAACAUAGAGCCAGAAAACACAUACAAUAUGGACGAGAAGGGCUUUAUGAUAGGGGUCAUUGGCAGGUCAAAAAGAGUAUUCAACAAGCUUCAAUAUGAGAGGAAGGAGGUGCGGCAGUCUAUACAAGCUGGUAACCGGGAGUGGGUGACAGUGCUGGCUUGUGUAUGUGCUGAUGGGAGUGCUUUACCACCUGGUAUCAUAUAUGAGGCAGCUGGGCCAGCUAUACGAUCGAGCUGGGUGGACGAUAUCAAACCAGAACAGCACUCAGCACACUUCACUACAUCCCCUACAGGCUGGACAAACAACAACGUUGGCCUUGCCUGGCUUGAACAGGUGUUUGAUCGCUAUACCAAGCAGAAAUCACGUGUGCAGUACCGGCUCUUAGUUGUAGAUGGCCAUGGCUCCCAUAUAACGAUGGAGUUCAUCAAGUACUGUGAUGAUCAUCGAAUUCUGCUGGCUAUACUGCCCCCGCACUCAACCCAGACUCUCCAGCCGUUGGACGUAGUCUGCUUCGCCCCACUGGCUCAUUUCUAUACUAUUGAGCUCACUGAGUACCUCCAGCAAAGUCUAGGGUGGCUCCCAGUUAAGAAAGGUGACUUCUUUCCACUAUUCUGGCGUGCUUGGGUGAAGAGCUUUACAGAGAGUACUGUAUUGAGCUCCUUCAGAGUUACUGGGAUAUGCCCA
Molecule: messenger RNA, 1293 nt
Organism: Didymella exigua CBS 183.55
Lineage: Eukaryota; Fungi; Ascomycota; Dothideomycetes; Pleosporales; Didymellaceae
Product: DDE-domain-containing protein
Exons: 1
Cellular component (GO): nucleus
Molecular function (GO): DNA binding
Source: RefSeq, a predicted model, not a curated record